Messenger RNA from Mandrillus leucophaeus (drill), 585 nucleotides. RefSeq names its product transmembrane protein 160 (gene TMEM160). The record is from RefSeq and is a predicted model, not a curated record. NCBI's taxonomy places the organism in Eukaryota, Metazoa, Chordata, Mammalia, Primates, Cercopithecidae.
UGGGGCGGUACGGCGCGCGGCGCCCGUAGUGCGAACCAUGGGAGGCGGCUGGUGGUGGGCUCGGGCCGCUCGCCUCGCCCGUCUCCGCUUCCGGAGGUCGCUACUGCCACCUCAGCGGCCCCGGAGCGGGGGCGCCCGGGGGUCCUUCGCCCGGCACGGUCCCCGCGCCGGGGCUUCGCCGCCCCCAGUGUCCGAGCUGGACCGUGCGGACGCCUGGCUCCUCCGAAAGGCGCACGAGACAGGUCGGUGGCUGGAGGUGGGGGCGGUGUGGAUGGGACGGGGGUCCCGGGCGCGCGUGGAACCUCGAUGGGGCGGGGGCUUCUGCAGGAAACGGGGCCCGGGCUCGGCUCCGAGAAGGGCUUCAGUGUGAGCGCACGGAAGCGCAGAGUGCAAGAGCGCAGGUGCCCGCAGAGAGGAUGGGCUUUCGGGGAGGACUAGGACCCCGCGUAACGGGGCGCCGUAGGGAUUGGAGGGGGUGGUAGGGUUGCGCGAGGCAGCCUCGUAGAAUCGCGCCUGUCGUGUGAAGAGGGGCUUCCAGGGAAAGCUUAGAGUCUGUGGAGUUGGGUACUAGAGGGGUCCGUCCCG